This is a messenger RNA of Porites lobata, 5389 nucleotides long. NCBI's taxonomy places the organism in Eukaryota, Metazoa, Cnidaria, Anthozoa, Scleractinia, Poritidae. The record is from the annotation of a GenBank genome assembly.
AUGGCGGAUUCCUUGGAGAAGGACAAAUCUGAGGGAAAAAACGACAAGGGAUUCUUGGAGCAGCUAGCUUUGAGCUACAAGUAUUGUGUGCUGAAACACCCAAUAUUAACCAAGAGUGUUACAAGGUAAGAGAAAGUACAAAAAAUUUGAACACAUAAAAAAUCAAAUGGCGAAAUGCUGCAUUGCAGACGUGAAUCAUCUGCGAGUCACGCAGGCUUCCUACGCCGCGGAGAGAGAUCAUUACAGCAAUUAAGUUCUAAAAGUUUUCCAACUGAUUGUCUUCUUGCCCUUUCUUUAGUGUGUGUUCUAAAAAGCUUCCGCUUAUGUGUAGUCAGCUCAGUUAUUUGCAUAUCUACAUAAGAGAGGGCAGGCAGGGUAGCCAUGGUAUAUCCUUGCCCAUUAGAUACUGCAAGCAGAACGUUGCACAGCAACCUUGCAAGGAGUGAGUUUGAAGUUUCAAACUGAUGAGUGACUUCAGUGCAUGCGUAAGAGACACUCAUUGCAAAAUAUUCUUAUAUUAUAUUGUACUAAAUUUGGAUUUAUUAACUUUAGUUAGUGGAUUCACGCUAAGGGUAGACCAUUUCCAGAACUCUUUUGCAGGGGGAGUGGAGCCUCCACUUCUUCUGAAAAAUUCAAAACCUCAUUAAUGAUUCAUAAAGAAAAAAACAAAAAAGAAUAAUGUUUAAUGAGUGUCUUAUAUCUGAUAAAGACACGGCAAAACUUUAUGUCUGACUUCAGCUUCCCCACAUCAAGUCAUUAGCUAGCAUCCCCCACCCCCCCAAAUUGUAUGUUCCACCAUCUCUCUGUGUAAAUGAGCCGUAAAUGUUUGACUACAACUUCUCGGUAUUUGGUGAGAUUGAAAAAUCUUUGAAUGGAUAAAGCUUUUAAGAAGACAUUUGUAUCAAAUUUAAGAAAAAUGAGUUGGCAGAAAACUACCCUGUGUGUGAAUUCAGUACUCAUUGUUCAUGUAGGAAUGAAGAAAUGAAGCUGAAAUCCACAAUGACCAACUGAUUCAUUUUCCAAACAAUCAUUUCAUUAAUAGAAUCUUGGGGAGUGAGCUUGACCUGGCUUGAUCGUAAGGAGUAGGUGGGGUGAGGAGGCGGGGGGGGGGGGGGGGGGGGUUUGCUGCUGUUUAUGACUCUGCAGGUUCCAAGUACAGUGCUGUGUCUUGGUUGCUAGGGAGAAAGUUGUUGCAUGCAGAGGUUUGGCUGUAUCAAUGGUGAUCAUUGCCUUUCAGAAAGUGGUUUCUGGUGGUAAAGAAACAAUGCCUGGAUGAUUUAUUUUGAGGCUGUAUACAUGUAGUUAAAACCCUGUUUGUUCUUUUAACAGUGCUGUUAUUGCUGGACUGGGUAACUAUGUAUCUCAAAGAAUUGAGAAACGUGGAAAAAAUGUACCCAUUGAGUAUAGACCAGUGUUAGCCUUUUCAGGAUAUGGGUGAGUAUACAUUCCUACAAAAAUGUUUGUAUUGAAUUACUGGUUUGUGCAAUAAAAAAUAUUAAUCACUGGAAUUGGCAGGUAAGCCAGUUUCCUGGGGGGAGUACUGCCAUAAAUGGGAUGUAAGUUACAGGUCAGUCGGGUUAAACUUUUUAACCUAAGUUGAUUCUUAAUUUUCUUUGUCUCCUAGCCCUAAUUUUGACCUGUAACACAAAUUAUAUAGGUAUGUGCCACUGUCAAGAGUAUGGUCUUCAAACAACUUAGUAAACAACUUAGUCCUGGGGUAGGGUAUAUCAGAGAGUUUGGAUUUAGAAUAGCAGAUUAUUUUCCAGCAAACUGAUCAGUUUGUUGAAGAUUUGAGUCUACACGAGGAAAACUGGGAAUUGAUGUUCCAAAAAAAAAAAAUCAAAUGGGCAAAUCUUACCCACGACUCAAGGUGUAUGGAAUGGUUCCUCGAAAAAUGUGGGUCUUGGAAAAUUUUGGCCCAAUCUUCAGAUCUUGGAAGUGUUUGUGAUGGGUUUUGAAGUCUUGUUUUCGGAUGAUUUUGUGUCUUGGAGUCUCAAUUUUUUUAAAAAACUUAGUCUUGAAUUUUGAAACUGGGGUCUUGCAGCCUCACAAAGUCUUGAAUUUACCAUUUCUAUACCCCUAACUCAGUUAAAUAGCAAAGAAAGCACAGACCUCCAUAAUUUUUGGAAAAUGGCUACUCUAGAAUAGGAAGAGAUUUUGCCAGUUUAGUAUAUUUUAGGGUAGAAAAAUUCAUCCGAACUAGCUCUGGUAUAGGCCUAGGGUUCCAGGGUCCAAGUGGCACAUCCAAGUACCUUCCCUAGGUGCCAAGUUUCCUCUAGCUCAUUUAUUCAAGUUUAAGAGUCAGGCACGGAUCUAGGAGAAAUACGUACCAAUUUCCUAAAUGAGCGCUGAAGGUGCAAGCUUCUAGCGGGGUCCGGGGGCGCGGGCUUCCCCAAGAAACUUUUUGGAUUUUUACUCGUUAAAGUCCUAUUUGCUGGGUUUCCGAGUCAUUCAGACAGGAUAUUGGUCAGAUUUCAACUGGGAAAGUGUUUAUAUUAUUAAAAAUAUGUUUAAUAUGAAAAAUGUGACCGAUUUCCAUAAAACGAUGGAAACUAAUGUAGAUCUGCACCUGCGAGUGUAGUUUGUAUUGUCAGUAGUAUAAUAUUAACUCUUUCUCUACAGAUUUUUUAUAAGUGGCCCGUUAAUCCAUUACUUCUAUGAGUACCUGGAAAAGUUUCUUCCUAAAUCGACCUCAUAUGGUAAAGCCAAGAGGCUGCUGGUGGACAGGGGUGUAAUGAGUCCAUUGCUUCUAUUCAUCUUUUUUUACGUAGUUGCAAUUAUGGAGGUGAGUGAAUUCAUGGAUCAGGUCUUACUUUAUUAUGCUACCAAAAUGUAGCAACUUGACUUUGGGUGUACCAAGUGCACUCUAGAAAUACUUGAGUAGCCUAUAAGCAAGCUCUCUGGGGGUAGGGGUGGCAGCAGUGGGACAGAGAAACUCCUGGAUCCCACCCUCCCAAGAGCGCGCUCAUGGGCUGGUACCUUAGGUCACCUUCACCUAUCCUCUUUGUGCACAUAAAAUCUUAGGUGCAUUUUGUCUCAUCAGGCCAGUUUAUCAUUGUUCAAGAGCGAGGCAAGGAGCUCUGAACCACUGAAAUCCUAAGUGCUAAGCAUUUUGGAUUUUUUCAAAUAUUUUAGUUUCUCUUUGCUGUCUGAGGGCUUUAAUCAAGUCGCCCAGGGCUAAAGCCCUGUGCAAAUGGACACAACAUUAUUGGCCAACAACUGCCAACAUUGUUGGAUGUUACAUGCUGCAUCCACCCUGUUGAAACUGGUCAAACUUUGAGCCAACAACUCCCAACAUUUCUUUUGUUCCAUGGUCGCCUAAGCGUGGCACAACAUUGUUGGGGCCACGCAGGCGCAUUACCCAUGGUCUCCUUGGAGAGAGCAAGUCUUAUGGGUUGUAUCCUUUCCACGAUGCAUUGCAACUCCCAACAUUGUUGAGAGUUGUUGCAUCUGUUUGCAUGUAACUUUAUUGCGUACUACUCCCCCCAGGGGUCUGCUGUGAUUGUAACCAGUGCAUGUUGGACCUGCACUGUGCAUUUUAGUCGUGCUUAUUAUUCUGUACUGUGCUGUCUUGCUCAUGCAGUAUAGUAUGAAUUAAUGCUACCAUAAUUCUUAUUUAUAUAUAAAUUUAUUUGCAGGGAAAAUCACACAAAGAGGCAAUGAUGAAAAUACGACAGCAUUACUGGACUGCUCUAAAGAUGAGUUGGCGAGUGUGGAUUCUAUUUCAGUACUUCAACCUCAAUUAUGUUCCCUUGCAGGCAAGUUUACCUAGUGUUACUAAUUAGACGUAAAGUUUUAAUAAGUUCUGCGCACUGUUUUAAUUUGAAGAUAAUGACCUAAUACCACUAUCUGCUAUUAGUAUAGUAGACAACUGGAAAUUAAAAGUAAAAAUCCAACCAAUGUCUGAAAUUCGUUUUGAAAAACUUUUAUUCAUAAUAUUGAUUAAGUUUCAAUUCAAGAAUCUUGAUUUAAAUUUUCUCAAAUGAAUCUGUUUUUUUUUUAAUUAUACCUGUUUUUCAUCUGUUUUCAGUACCGUGUACUUACUGGUAAUGUUAUGUCAUUUCUCUGGAGCAUCUACUUGGCAAGCAAGCGAUCAUGAAGACUUGGUUUACUCCCACUUGAUACACAUUUUAAGAAUCAAGGAAAAGUUUUGAACAAAGAAAAUUGGUUGUUAUUGAAAGAGUUUUAUGACAAUCAUCGAAAUCAUCCUGUUCAUGGAAUUAACAUUAAGAAUUUAGAUUGCUGGAGUUCUUUACACAAUGAUGAGAUAAACUAUUCUGUAAUAAGAACAAAAAUUGAGGAAAUUUUGUGACUCAAUUUUUCUUGCUGUAUUUUGUCAUGUUCCUACAGGCUGUCAAUACAUCUGUAACAAAAAAGUGCAGCAAAAUGCAAUCUAUUUUUUUUAUGCAAACAAAACUAGCCACACUAGCCAUAAUGAACUCAACAACGAAUUGGCUGGAAUUUUUUUUUAGUUGUUGAUCAUGAUACCUUUCAUAAGUUCUAACAGAUUGCAGAGGAUAACUAUAAUGGCCCCAUGCGUGGGACAAAAUUAAUUAUUCUUUCUUCAGAUCAAGAAAUUUUCAUCUUUAUUGGCUAUAUUUACAUUUUAUAGAUAUUAAUUUUAAUUUUUAUUACAGAACUAUGUUCAGAAAGCAGGGCAAAAAACUUUCACCUUUCCAUUCAUCUCAGAGAUAAGCCGUUUUUGACUCAGACAACUAAAACUCUUGAAGCACCCAUUUUACUGUAUUAGUCAGAGUGAUGGUGUAUUUUCCUCCACAUUUGAAAGAAGUUUAUAAGCCGUAUAAAAAAUUAUUUUCCAAAUAUACUCUUAAACUGUGAAAUAAGAAUAGUUAUCAAUCAAAUUAUUUUUGUCUUUUACAGAAAAGAGUGUUUCUUAGGUAUUACAAAGCAGUGGUGUUUGUCUGGGUAGUAGUAAUAAUAGAGACCUUAAGAUUCAAAGAGGAGAAUGACUACGAACAAAGUUUUUUUUUUCACGUAUUCUCAAAAAAUUGACAACCUGGAAAGUUUCAUUGUGCCUUUGAUUCACAAGAAAAGCGAGCACUGUUAUCUUUAUUAAAGGAGGUUAAGCCCUCUGCCAAUUGUAAAAUGAGAAAACUUCUAACAUUUGAUAAUUUGUUUUCACCACUAUGAUAUUCUCGCUAAAACUCAUAGUAAAAUGACUACAGCUGUUGUGUUUUCCUGCCAAAGUGAUGUUGGUUCACGUGAAAGCACUUCUUACAUGUAGUGUUGAGAAAACUUUGUAUGUAUUCAAUUCAUUAGGUCUCUAAUGAAAGAGAAUUUUUUCUUUUUUCAUGUAAAUACAUAUACGUGUGUUGUUUCCAAUUGAAAUUACAUUCCCUGGAGUCUCUAUUUCAUUUUUAACUACCUG